Molecule: messenger RNA, 5320 nt
Organism: Monosiga brevicollis MX1
Lineage: Eukaryota; Choanoflagellata; Craspedida; Salpingoecidae
Exons: 30
Coding region: 1-4977 (1658 amino acids)
Cellular component (GO): cytoplasm
Source: RefSeq, a predicted model, not a curated record
AUGCCGCGGGAAGUGCGCAUUGGUCCCGACCCUGAGGUCAUUGGCACCGAAGGACAAAUCGAUGACAUGGUCAUGGCGCUGAUUGAGCACGCCAACGAUGCCGUUGUUUCUGUUCGCCAGACCUUUCAAAGCUCCCUCAAGGACAUUGGUCGCCAGCAGCCCUUGCUCCUGCUCAGCUCCUGUGAAACAUACCUGCACAAGCAUCAAAAGCUGGAGAUGGGGCACCGCAUCUUUUUGAUCCAGCUCAUGCAGGCUAUUGUCGGUGAAAUGGGUGAUCGCAUGCCGCCUCUCCUGGCUCAGCGUCUUGUGCGUUUGGCAGCGCACGAAAUGACCGUGAAGCAAGAGAUCAUUCCCGAGUGGCAAAGCGCAGCAUCAGGCCUUCUCGUAGCCUGUGGUAACGUCUAUGGCGACAUUGUGCUGCAAACGCUCAAGGACAUGUACCAGCCCGGCGUUGUACCACACUAUUUUGUGCUCAAGACGCUCGGCGACUUUGCCGUCUCCAACUAUGUUGCGGUGGUACCCUCUUUGUCUGAGCUUAUCGGUCGCAGUCUGCCGAUGCUGGGCAUGAUCAAACACGACAAUAUGCGAUGGGUCUUUGCUUUUGCAUUUGCCAAGUUUGCCGAAGCCAUUCUCAACUAUCUGGCAAACAUGGACCGGGCCACCGACAAAAGCAUCACCAUUGACCGGUUUUCCGAAUCCAUGUUCAGCGCUUUUGAAGUCUUCUUCAAAGUGUGGCUCAACUCGCGAGAGGCCAAGCUUCGCCUGCAAGUGGUCGAGGCAUUGGGUGUCAUGUCCCACGUGCUGUCGCGCGAUAAGCUGGAGUCACUGACACCGCGUCUGAUUCCGGGCAUGAUCAACCUGUACAAAAAGUUCACGAGCGACAUGUUGCCGCUGACCAAGGGCCUGUGCACCGUUCUGGACGCCUGCACGCGCGGAGGUGACACCAUGCUGGAGCCUCAGCUUGAGUUCAUGCUCAACAGCUUGUAUCCGCUGCUCCAAUACCCGCCCUCCUUCCAAGAUCAAGCGGGCAUGCGCAACUACAACGAGUUGCUCCGCUGCUUUGAGAAGCUCUGUAACGCCUUUUCCGAUCGCCUGCUUGCCUUUAUGUUCAUCAAGCUCGAACAACCAGAAGAGCGCAGUCGCGUGGGUGCACUACUUGUGUUCAAGCACCUCAUCAAUGCGUGUGAUGAAAAUUUGCGCGACAAGCGGGAGCUAAUUGUGACCGGACUCAAGCCUUUGCUUGAGGAUCAAUCGCUCAAGGUUCGACAAACACUGGCUCAAGUGAUCAUUGCCAUGGGCCAUCAUGACUACCUGCACCUGGAGGGUGGCCAAACGCUGCUCAAGUUUAUCGUCCGCCAGUGCGCGCUGGUUGAGCCAUGCAUCACAAUAGCGAGCAAAUUUGAUGCUGGCACGCUCUCAACCAAUGCUUUGCCGGUCGAGCAGGAGGUCGAUGACAUUAACAGCCCCAAGAAACGCGCUGGCCCAGAAGACGUCACCGUGCCACAGCUUCGUGCCAUGUGCGACAGCAUUCUGUUCAUGGCCACCAAGACAAUUUCAUGCAUGGAGCUGGUGCUUUGGCCGUUUCUUUUUGAGUUUUUGGUGCCCUUUGAAUAUACCGAGGCCGUGCCUACUUUGUGCAAAUGCUUGACCCACUUGGCCGACAAGUUUAGCGAAGCAGAAAGUGACAACUAUGACAUUGACUUUGAGGCCAAUGUUAAUCUGCCCCGCCCACAGGAAAUUCUAGCUCGCUGUGUGGUCUUGCUCCACGAUGCCAAGUACCGCCGGCGCGGCUGGGAGCUGCUUCGUCUCCUUCAGGCCAUUUCCGUCAACCUGCACGAGGAGGUUGAGGAGCUAUGGGAUGAGGUCAUUCCCAAAAUGAUUGCAUAUUUGGAUUUGCACCUGGAGGGCGAGGAAGAAUGGAAGCCCGAUGCCUGGGAGGAUUUGCUUCUCAAGUUUUUAUCUCGCUCUCUCGAUGCCAUCAACGAGGAGGAAUGGAUUCUCGAGGUGGGCCGUGCGCUGGGCCGACAUUACGUGCUCUAUCCUGGAGAUGCCAACGCGCGCAGCAUGCUAUCCAAAUGUUUGGGCGUGGUUUUGCGCAAGUCGGCCAAGAAGGACUUUAUCGAAACGCACUUGGAUAAGGUCUUUCUCUCUGUGGACCACAACAGCCAGGUCGAGCGUGAGGGCUGUGCCAAGGGCAUUGGAUUUGCCGCUUCAUCCCACCUGGACAUUGUUAUUGAGCGCCUGCAAGCGCUUCAAAAGCAGGAAAUGGUUCGCAAAUCGACCGGAUUCUUGGGCAUGAUGAAGGACAAGAGCGAAUCGGAUGUCAACCGCAUCAAGGCAACUUUGAUGUUGACCUACGGUUACGUCACCUUCUAUGCCCCGCCCCAGCUCAUUACCUCCCGUAUUGAAGUCAACAUCCUCGCCACCAUCAUGCCUCACUUUGCCAACCCCCGCGAGCGACUGGUCAAGGAGAACUUGAUCCGCUGUGUGGAGCUCAUUGGCAAGAGUUUGCAUGAUGAUCACCUGAACAAGGAGCAAAAGUUUGUCAUGCACCGUCGCCAGGAGGUGCUGGACCAUAUGGAAAAGUACAUGCAAGCAGAGCCCUUGAGUGGUGUCACGACCCGCACCCGACAGCUUUGCAUUGAAGCCUGCUCCACGCUCGUCCAGCUUGAGCCUAAGCUGUCGGAUGAGCAGCUGCACCAGCUGCUGCAAAUUGCCAUGUCCUGUGUCUUUGAUGCCGCACUCGCGCCAGAGGACAAUAAAGAACAGAUGGAGUUGCACCGCGAUGCGCGACGCAGUAUUGACGAGCUGCUCUCCAUUGUGGUGGCGAAAGACUGCACCGCCAUCAGUUUGCAGAAUCGGUUCAACCAGAUUCAGCCCUGGCUGACGUCGGCGACCGACCAUCAACGAGAAUGGGUGGCCGACCACUACUAUCACAUGUUGCAGGCUCUUUACUCGGAAAUUCGCAAGCAUUGCAAAGCCGGCGAGCAAAAACCACCCUUUGACGGCUUGGGCAAGUUCUUGGCCGACCUCGUCCCGCGCUGCGCCGACCCUGUGCUCGCCGUGCGCCAGAAUGCUCUUCGUUCCGUCUUGCUUCGCGUGCAGCAGGCGCUGGCCGGCGAGCUGGACGAAGAGGACCGCAUGAUUGAUGCUCUGGAUCAGCUCAUCGAGCGCGCCGAGGAUGGAGAGGCGCAAAGCCUCUUUUCUGUUGUCAACGACUUGGCCAAGGUGCUAGCGCGCAAGGUGGCUGAGACUGAGCUCUUGGGCUUUCUUUAUCCUCUUCUCGAGGGUCUUCUGGACCGCCAGUGUGAUAGCGCUGACGGUUCCUGCGUGGUCAUCAACGGCAUCUUCCGUCUACGUGGGGCUGAACUGGAGAAUGAGACAGAUGCCAUUAUCGAUGCCCUCCAUGCCAAGAUGGCGAUGGUGUCACAGGAGCGAACGCACACGGGUAUUCUGCGUGCCAUUCGAACACUGGCCACCCACCACCUGGAGCUGGUGACCAAAAAGUUGCUUGCGUGCGAUCUGCCUUACCCUGAGCACGUGGUGGCCACCUGGCACACUUUGGCCGGAGACGCUACCUUGGUCGAGCAGAUCAUGAAGGACCUGAUGGCCAUGCUGAACACGGCGCAACCGUACGAUGCCAAGGACAAGUUUCAGCUCGAUCGACACGCCACACAGCCGCCCAUGAAGGCCAUGUGCGGCUUGAAGGAGAUUUUAUCGGUGGAAGAAACAGGGCCUUUGACCAAGCAGUACUACGCUGAACUUCUGACGGUUCUGCUCUGCCGUAUCACCUGUUCUGUGAACCUCAAGGCUAGCAAGGGACUGUCACCGGGCAAAGAUGCCGUUGACGGGCUGCGGAAUUUUGUGGACCGCAGUGAAAGCACUUACAUUCGCGAAGCUCUCGAAGCCGAGGAUGUCGAUGGCUGGGAAAUGUUUAUGAACGAGACAGAGAUGACUGAGGCGAUCAUGAUUGUGGUCAAGGCCAUUUGCGAGAGCAACCCUGAAGCGGUGCCGCUGCUCGUGGCAUCCUUUGACCCCGUGCUGAAGAAGGUGUAUGACAUGCAGCGCAUUGCUGGCGCCGCAGUUUACGCUGAGAUUAUCAAUCAGCAGUGCGCUGGUCACACAAACCUCAUCAACAAGCUCAAGAACGGUCUGCUCAGCAAGCUCGUUGAUACAAAUCAUGUGGUGCGCAUGCUGUGUAUCCGAGGCUUGGGCAAUGUGUCCUCACUGCCGGAGAAUCAUUUGCGCAAGCAUUCGACUACGGUUCUCUCGGCCAUGAUGAAUGGCAUGGACGAUCGCAACGACCCCAACGAUGACAUUACACUCGAGGCGAUGCGCGGUCUGAGCAAAAUUUUUGCCAAGGUGGAAGAGGAUGCCAUUCGAGCAAUUUUGAUCAACAUCUCACUUCGGAUACGGCCUUGCUUUGACAACCCCAAGCCCAAUGUUCGAGGCGCGGCAAUGGAGUUGUUUGGCAACUUGGCGCGUUUUGGGGAUGGACCAUCCAAGGUUCCCUUCCUUGAGCAGAUUCAUUCCAACAUCAUCACGUUUCUCAUGCACGUGGAAGACGAUUCCGUGGAGAUUCAGGUGGUCGUGCGCGCCGCUCUCAAGAAGCUAGCGCCGCUGCUGGAUUCGCCGGAGCUUGUCGAGUGCUUUGAUGACCAUUUCAAGGAGGGUCGCACAUUCCAUUAUGGCGAGCUGCUGAACGACUUGUCCAAGCUUUUUAUCAAACUCUUUCCAGACAAGAUUGGAUUUUACACCAUGACGGCAGUCAAUUUUUUCCGAUGUGACUGGCAGCCCAAGCUGCGCGCCAAUGCCGUCAUGCUGAUUGGGUUCUUGCUGGGCAACCUGCCCGACGAUCACCGAGGCGAGAUCACCAAGGAGCAUGUGUGCGGCGAAAUGAUUCGGCUGUUGCGUGAUCCCAACCCGCAAGUGCGCCAGCGCACAGCCGAGGCCAUGAGUUUCAUGUGGGAAUAUUAGUAAAUUUUGUUCUUUCUUUUUUAGGCCUGAGGCAGGUUUUCUCGUCUUCCUUCUCUUUGCACAAAGCCGGCAACGGUAGCGCGCUCACGCCUUUUUGAGCGCUGUAUUUGGCCGCCUUUUCUUUAUCUUGUCUGUGUGAGUGUGCGUGUGUAAUUUCGGCCUUUUUCAUCUUGUAUUCACGCGUCAGUCGCUCUCUUCCCUUGCUUAAGAGCCGUGUCACAUCUGAUGCUCGCUCGCUCCCUUUCUCUUCUCCCAUGCGCGCCCCUAUUUGAGCUGACUGGCCUUGCUGGCGCCGUGCAAUGAUGCCAACAUCAUUUUGAAACCAAGAAACCAAAAAAAAAUU